CGGAGUUGCUUGGUGAUUCGCUUGGUAACCCUGUCAAUUAAUGCAGCUUGGACGGGUCACUGGCAAGCGACUACAGCGCUACAUGCAGAAUGUCGAUGUUGGGGCGAGACUAGAAAGCUUGCAAAUGCGAGACCGCUUUCGUCUUGUAAUUCACUCUCUCAAUAGAGGCAGUUUGCGAUAGGAUUGCUAGUCGGACGCAGAAUGUUUUGAGUGCUGUUAAUGCUGGAUGGUUUUGAUAUGCCGGCGGUGCCAACGCUGAGUCGCUCACAGUAAGCAUUCUUAAACAAAAAGAGAUUGGACAAAGAAAAGGGCUGGACGCGGCGAAGCGAGCAACGAACAUUGAACCUGACUGUGUGGGAUACAAACAGCAGAGUGCAAGCAGUGGAUUCCGGAUGCUGCAGCUGAGGAAAAUCUUUGCAAGCGAAGAUGAAUCCUGCCCCAAAAGAUGAGCUGCCUGAUCUGGAAACUGCCCACAGCAAAGGGGAAUUCGUCUAUCAAACCCCGUCCAGUGUCCUUAAAGAUGAGGAGACUGAACAGGGCUCUGAUUAUAAGGAUGCAGAUUCCAGCCCUGUGCGAGAGGCUGGGAAUGAAUCGGAGACUGGGAAAGAGGAAAUACCUGCAGGGGACUCGUCUAAAAUCAGUCGGUCUCCUGCUACGUCAUAUGAUGAAGAACGUGACCCCGGAUUUGUUGGCAGCUCCUGCCCUCACUGCGGAAGUCGUUUCAGUCGCCAGCGAGACCUCGCCAAGCACAUGAAGAAGACUCACCUGGAGGAGAUCGUGAAGAUACUCAAAACUCGUUCUGUUCACACCACGGGCCUCCCGUUACCAAACGGCAGAGGGAGUGAAAUUCCACCCGCCGACGUUCCUGCGACCUCUGAAUCCGCCGUCGAACCGGGAACUUGUCGUGUAGCAGAGACCAAGCACGGCGAGGGAAUGGGAGAGCGUUCUGAUGGGAAGGAAAAAAACAACACAGAGGAAACGGCGGCGACACCGUGUGACUACCCUGAAUCCAGACAAAGCCUAAACCUUAAAACCAAGGAGGUCACCCAUUCCGGGGAGACUCUGUAUGCCUUCGGUUGCGGAGGAGACGAUUCCGACCAGCUGGGUUCACUUAAAACCCCGGCCGGAUUUCUCCCGCCAUACAUCUGCACGGAAUGCGGGAAGCGUUUCAACGGCUCGGGAACGCUCAAGAGACACCGGAGGAUCCACACGGGAGAGUCUCCUUACCACUGCAGCGAAUGUGGGAAGAAUUUCAAAGACUCGGGCGCUCUUAAGAGACACCGGAGGAUUCACACGGGGGAGUCGCCUUACCACUGCACCGAAUGCGAAAAGAAAUUCCGCCAGCUGGGCCACUUGAAAGAGCACCAGCGAAUCCACACGGGGGAGACCCCCUACCACUGCGCCCAGUGCAGGAAAAGCUUCAGCCAGCUGGGGAACCUGAAGACCCACCAGCGGAUCCACACCGGAGAAACCCCUUACGCCUGCGCCGACUGCGGGAGGAGCUUCCGGCAAAUCCGGCAGCUCCGGACGCACCAGCAGGUCCACACGGGAGAGACUCCUUUCCACUGCUCGGAAUGCGGGAAGAGCUUCAAGUGGAUGUGUUCUCUGAAGGAGCACCAGAGGAUCCACACAGGAGAAGCUCCCUACGGCUGCCCGGACUGUGGGAAGAGCUUCAAGGGUGCGGGGACUUUGAAGAAGCACAGGCGGGUUCACACGGGAGAGACGCCCUACAGCUGCGGGGACUGUGGGAAGGCCUUCAAGGAGUCUGGGGCUUUAAGGCGGCACCAACGAAUCCACACCGGGGAGACUCCUUAUCACUGCUCCGUCUGCAGCAAGAAGUUCAGCCGGGUGGACCACCUUAAAGACCACCAACGGAUUCACAGUGGGGAGUGAGUUCAGUUUUUCGUUGCAGAAGCUGAUUUAACAGUACAGCAGCAGGAAAAAAAUAAACUGGGUAUAUUUAAAAUAAAAUACAAAAUUUCGAAAAGGUAGCGUUCUAGUGAUUUCCAAGAGGGAGGAUGCAUUUCUUGUGACAUGUUCAUUCAUUUGAAGAGCAGCUUGGCAGUAAGAGAUGUCAAGUGCCAGGGCAGCUGGGCUGGGCUGUUUUUGAGGAGCUUGGUUGAGGACUCUAAUGCAGGGCUGCCUGAAGCUGGCCCUCUUCCACACCCUGUUCUAAAUCGUUUAACUGAACCGAUUAAAUAAGCCUCCAUCUAUCCAGACCCUGAGGUAGAUCACGAUGUCGUUUUACCUGUUAAACAAACCUGGAGUAGAAUUGAGUGGCCUUCCAGGACUGUGAUUGGUUGGCCAGCCCUGCUGUAGAUCGAUGGAUUGGUUGAUUGAUUCAUUCAUUCGAGAUGCUUUGUGUUGAAACAUGUUGAUAUUGUUGUAUUUGGCUUCUAGUAAGCACUAAAGGUUGCGAACCCAUUAAAAACCAUAACUAGGAUACUUCACCUGUAAGUCAAUCCUGUGGGCACCCCGGUGUAAGCUAUUCUAGUUUGAGAAGCACUUUGCUCCCCUUAAUUAGUUUCAGGAUCCUUUUGAAACCCCCCCUUAUUGUGUGCUGUACUCUAUCAGUGUUGCAUUGUCAUUUGCUAUGCUGGUUUAUUAUUAUUAUUAUUAUUAUUUAUUUCUUAGCAGACACCCUUAUCCAGGGCGACUUACAAUUGUUACAAGAUAUCACAUUAUUUUUACAUACAAUUACCCAUUUAUCCAGUUGGGUUUUUACUGGAGCAAUCUAGGUAAAGUACCUUGCUCAAGGGUACAGCAGCAGUGUCCCCAACUGGGAUUGAACCCACGACCCUCCGGUCAAGAGUCCAGAGCCCUGACCGCUACUCCACACUGCUGCUGUUUUAUUUUAAAACAAAUAAAUAAAACGUGAAUCAAAUGAUACCAAAGUAGUGUCAUAGCUCUUCUGCUUUUAAGUUUCGAGUCUUGCUUCCCAGUGUUUUCGUUCGCUUGGUCAAAUCAAGACACCGAGGCAAACGAACCGGGAAAGACGUGCUUCAGAUACUGAAGAUGGGAGACCGGACCUCGCGUCUGGCAAUGCAUCUUGGGAAGGAGUCAUGGAAAUAUUUCCGAUUUGAUAUCGAGUGAUGCCGAUGUUUAUUUGUAAUACACUGUAUGUGAAUUUGCGAGAUUGUAACCGAGAUGAGAAAACUCUGUGGCAAGGUGACGUCGCUGCUGACUGUAAGACACUGGGUAGAGGGGGAGUAUAUUUGUGUGUGUGUGUGUGUGUGUGUAUAUAUCUAUAUAUAUAUAUAUAAUUAGGUUCUUGUAAUAAAUAUGCCAUAUAAAUGUGUCUAGAAAUGGCAGCUGCGGUAGGUUGUAUAAUACCUAACUUGAUUAAACUUGGUUCUAGUUCUCAUACGUUGUGUGGAUCGCGUCUUUAUUCUCUAUGAACCCUGUGAAAGAUGCAUAAAAACAUGGGACCUAAAGAAGUCCUCAUCAUUAUGACGUAAAGGUCAUUAGCUGAAAUGUGUCUGGAUUUUGACUGAUAGUAGUUUUACUUCUGAAUUGAGGAAUUGAGGGUUGGGUCUUUGGAAAUAUAUCUGAUACCAAAUCUUUGAUAUUUGAAUUCAAAGUAUAUUGAAAACUGAUGUCGUAUUCAAUUAAUCAAUGUGUCUGUCUGUCUGUCUGUCUAUUGAGGAUGUGUGUUCCAGUGGUUAAAGAAAAGGUCUUGUAACCAGGAGGUCCCCAGUUCAAAUCCCGGCUCACUCACUGUGUGUGACCCUAAGCAAGUCACUUUUAAUAUUAUUAUUAUUAUUAUUAGUGAGCAAGUCACUAAUAAUAAUAAUAAUAAUAAUAAUAAUAAUAAUAAUAAUAAUGAGGCUGUGUGGUCCAGUGGUUAAAGAAAAGGGCUUGUGACCAGGGGGUCCCCGGUUCAAAUCAAACCUCAGGCAGUGACUCAUUGUGUGACCCUGAGCAAGUCACUUAACCUCCUUGUGCUCCGUCUUUCGGGUGAGACGUAGUUGUAAGUGACUCUGCAGCUGAUGCAUAGUUCACACACCCUAGUCUCUGUAAGUCGCCUUGGAUAAAGGCGUCUGCUAAAUAAACAACAACAACUAUAUAUAUAUAUAUAUAUAUAUAUAUAGAUAGAUAAAAUGGCUUACCAAAAACAAUGAAAAUAUGGUCCCUAAAUAAGCAAAAAAACUGAAUGAAAAAGACAAUGACGCUGUAAAAAUGAGUCCAGAAAGUAAGAAAAUACAAACAAAGCACAACCAUGUGGGGGUUCGAUGUCUUUCUCUUUUUCCAACAAAAGAUCUUGGAAGCACACUUUUAUUUAAUUAUUUUUUUUCUUCAUAUUUAGCUGUCAGAUUUAAGACUUUACAGUAAGAUCACUUUAUCUUUUAAAAAAAAAAAAAAAUCAAUAAAAUAAAUGUGUUUUUACCAGUAGAAAACAUUUCAUUGUA
Messenger RNA from Acipenser ruthenus (sterlet), 4409 nucleotides. Its product is annotated as zinc finger protein 135-like. The record is from RefSeq and is a predicted model, not a curated record. Lineage: Eukaryota; Metazoa; Chordata; Actinopteri; Acipenseriformes; Acipenseridae. Bases 427 to 1893 code for a protein of 488 amino acids. Gene Ontology annotation, molecular function: DNA-binding transcription factor activity; RNA polymerase II cis-regulatory region sequence-specific DNA binding. The transcript is spliced from 3 exons. Gene Ontology annotation, biological process: regulation of transcription by RNA polymerase II.